AUGGCCCCCGUCGGUCGUUGGCAAAAAGGAAGAGAUUUAAAUUGGUAUGCAAAAGGAGACGACGAUACGACUGGUGGCGAAACCGCAGAGGAGAAACAGGCACGGGAAAGGAAGGAAGAGAUUCGAAAAAUAAAAGAGGCCGAGGAAGAUGCGAUAGCAAGAGCUUUAGGAUUACCGGUUGCGCAACGAGGCGAAGCUACAGGAGUGAAUAAUGUGGAAGUUGGGGAAUUAAAAAGAGUUAUUAAGGAAUCUGAAGAAGGAAAUGAUGAUGUUGAAGGGAUGGGAAAGGGUACCGGAUUCGGCGAUUUUGUGGGCAAUACCGAUGGACAAGAGAUGCCGCAGGUAAAGGCCGAGCCUUUAGAACAGAGGAGUGGACUACUGAGGAAUAAUCGCGAUGAUGAAGGAUUGAGAGAAGCUGGAGGGAAUAGGGAAGGGAGAUCAAAAGAUAAAGAUAGGCGAAGACACAGAAGCCGAAGCGCCGACGUGAUGAGAGCCCUCGAAGAAGGGAAAGAAAUCGAAGUCCAGAAGUGCGACACCGCAGACAUCGCAGUAGAAGUCUGGAUCGAAGACAUCGGUCAAGGAGGGAUGAUGGAGAUUUUAGAAGCAAUAACCAACGAGAUCGAUUACCUCGAAGAAGUCGCUCACCUGAGAUACGCGGUCGAGAAGAAAGAGUGCCGGGGAGGAGGCGUUAAUUCAUUGCAUUGCUUGUACAUUGGGGGUUUAUUGGAAUGGCGUUGCGUACUUUUUUGCUUGCUCAGCAGCCUCGUCAGAUCUUCCCAGCAGAGGCAAAUCGACAUACCGCGAAACGACACAGAGGUUACUGUGACCAUGGACUUUACGAAACUACGAGCAGCUGCGCUGAAUAAUGGGGAUGAUGAGGAGGCUGUUACGGUUAAUACGAGAGCUUUGAUAGAUAAAGUCCUAGCUAGAUACUCUGGAGAAUGGACGACCUUACGAGAAUUAAUUCAAAAUGCUGCGGACGCGCAGGCGACAACCGUUACCAUCAAAUUCGAGACCUUACCCUCGAUACAGGUCCCGACACCGAAUACCACAAAUCAGUCAGAAGUAUUGAAACAUGUUCUGCUAAACCAUACACUGAAGAGGUUGUUAGUCACCAACAAUGGGCAAGCAUUUGGAGUCAAUGAUUGGUCGAGGUUGAAGAGAAUAGCUGAGGGGAAUCCUGAUGAAACGAAGAUUGGAGCGUUCGGUGUAGGCUUCUAUAGUGUUUUUGCCGAUUGCGAGGAUCCUUUUGUCAGUUCAGGAGAUCAGGCUAUGGCUUUUUACUGGAAGGGGAACUCCUUAUUUACCAAGAAGAUACAAUUGCCUCCUAGUGAAGCGAAUCCAAAUACCAGCUUCGUCCUUGACUACCGAAACAAUACGACGCCAAUGCCUAAUCUUCUCUCUAUAGCACAAUUUUUGGCGACAAGUUUGACGUUUGUGGCUUUACAGAGUAUUGAAUUAUAUGUUGAUGAUUACAAGAUUAUUUCAUUGAAGAAGAAAUCAGCUCCAAGCUAUAAUGUACCUAUCGCAAGGGACGUUGAAACAAGAUCGAAAGAAGGACUCAUGAAAGUCCAAAGCCUUGAGAGAGAAAGCGUGCAGAUGGAUGCAACUUUCAUGAGUGUUGUAGGCUGGAAACCUGCCAAGCCAUCCACGUCAAAGCCCUCUUAUGACAAUAGUUAUGGGAGUUCUGAUAUACCUUCUCUCCGUACAUUCUUCUCCAGAUUUUCUUCAAAUAAUAGCCAGGCUCUACAAAAAGCAAAAGCCUUGCAAGAGGAAAAGGCCAUGCAAGAAGUGCUACUGGAAGAUUUAACAGCUUUGACAACUACUAAUGUCUUUCUACGUGUGACUACGGCAAUGAUCAAGACUUACGUUCAGCCAAGUUUUGCUGCCGAGUUGGAACGAGCAACCAAGAAACCACCUCCCAAGACAACCAAAUUAGCUAUCCUCACAUCUUCAUAUGAUGAAACGGAAGCAUCUGCAAAUGAUAGUCUAGUUUCGAAGAACUUCGAUGUCUUUGCAUCUGUUCUUCCGGGAAAGAAACCUGGUGGGCGAGUAUUUAUUGGUUUCCCAACUCAUCAAACCACCGGAGCGGGUAUGCAUUUGUCGGCGCCAUCAGUUAUUCCGACGGUAGAGCGAGAAUCUAUUGAUUUAAAUGCACGGUAUGUACGAACAUGGAAUCUUGAGAUGCUCAGAGUUGCCGGAAUCAUGGCAAGGUUAGCAUUUUCCAAUGAAAUGUCCGAUCUUGCCGACAGGGUUAAACGUGCUACGCAAUCCAAUGGAAAUGGAAAUAAAGUUACGAAGCGUGAGAUUGAACAGUUUAUGCCUGAAGCUGCACAUAUUCUAAAAACGUUUACGUUCGGGGAUUCUACUCCAAGUUCUCAAGUUGCACAGAUCAUCGAAGAAGCAUUCUGGACAGCGUAUAAGCAGGCAUCCAUUGAAGUAUAUAGCACUAGGAGUGUUCUCCCCACGACAAAGGUCCGGUUAGCUACGGAAGAUUUGAGUGGCUUUGUUGAGGGAAUCCCCGUAGUUCCAGAUGCACUCGUCAAGUCUGAGUUCGUGCAAAAGUUGAAGGACUUUGAGCUUAUCACCGAGAUUACGAUUGGUGAUGUUAAGCAGGAGCUUGAAGCAAAGGCACUUACUAAUGAGCAACUGAUACAGUUUCUUAAAUGGGCAGGUCGUAAGGCUGUGCUUGUAGCUACACUUGGGGAUGAUAGUAACCAGGGUGGAAUCAUCGCGCUGGGCAGCAUCACCAAUUAUUUGAAUGUUGCCAGGAUACCUCCCGAGGCACCAGUUCCUCCAACGACAAUUCCUUUCGAAUUUACUCGAGAAUGUCAACCAAACGAGCUCCAGGCCCUCGGAUGGGAGCCUCUUGAGAUUGUGCCGUGGUUACGUUAUUUGAUAGAAACAAAAGAUAGAAAUGGGCUUGAGCAAAACAUAACUACGACUCCACAAUUCGCGGCUAAGGUUCUUCAUAUUAUUUCAAAGUCAUGGGAAGGUAUGAGUGCCAACUCGAAAGCGAGUGUCAUAUCAUUACUUUCGCCAUUGACCGUCAUUCCAACUAAGUGCGGUAUGAGGAAACCUGGUGAAGCUUUCUUCGAAAGUGUAAAGCUUUUUGAGGAUCUACCUACUCUCACAAACUGUCCAGGUGUCAAAGAAAAGUUUCUUGCAGCUAUUGGAGUACGAAAGACAGUAGAUUUGGAGACGAUUUUCAGUCGACUUCUUGCACCUAACACACAAGCUAAAGAAGGCGAGGUCUCCAAGAGCAGUCGUCACAUGGACCUGAUCAAGUAUCUAGCAUCGGUAAAGGAUGAUAUUCCACUAGAAGAUCUCAAGAGAUUGAGAGAAUCACAAAUAUGCCCCGCUGAGGCAGGACCGCCAGGCCAAGAAUCAUCACAAGGCACUGCCCGGAUGUACAAAGUUCGUGAACUGUUCGAGCCUAAAGAUGAUCUCAGAAACUUGAAACUACCAAUAAUUCAAUGGCCAGGAGCACAUUUCAAUUCUAGAUCAAAUGAAGGCCGUUUCUUGGCCAUGCUGGGGUUGAGAUCCUUCCCUGCCGUCCCUGAACUUAUUGAUUUGAUGUCAUCAACUGAUUCUAUUCUCCGAGACAAGGCUAUGGUUUACUUCAUAGCGAACCAUCACACUAACGGUUAUGCGUCUUUUGAUGUCAGUGCCACUAUCAAAGCAAUUCUCCCGAUUGAAGGUGAUAAGAAUCUAAGAGUUGCACCUCUAGAGUGCUUCACGAAUGAAAAGAGCUCGGUUCUUGGUUUCUAUAUCUUACGAAAUGACCUUCGAAUUCAUGCCAAUAAAUUCGGUGUUGUAGUCAAUCCUUCUAUAACAGAAUGCGCCAAUCGACUCAUUCAAAAUCCACCAAAAAGUCGUCGUGAGGCCCUCACCCUUUUUGGUUACUUUUCGAGUAGACUUGGUGAACUUGGUCUCCAUAGUUGCAUCAAACUUGGGGAUUCCGCUAUUGUCCCAGUGCCUGAUCAUGGAGAAACGUCGAAAGGGUUUUACAAUGAGAUGGUGCAGAAUUCUAGCAAGAUCAAGUAUCUCACACCUCGACAAUGUUACUUGGGAAGUUCUUCGGAGUAUAGCAACAUUUUUGACUUUGUUGAUUUUGGAACCGAGGCCAAUGCCUUUCUUUUGAAAUUUGAUUUGCCCAUGUUGAAGAAAGAUAAGCCUCUUUUCAGGCAAAUGAAGCUUUCUAAAUUCCUUCUUGGAUCUAAGGAAAUCUUGGCUGCGAAGGAAAGACCAAAGUCAACCAGUCUCUUGGAUGAGCAGGAAUCUGAAGUGGAAGAACUAGAAGAUGCCCCGCUCAAACAAUGGCAUUUGGAGCAAGCCAAUAAGAUUGUUGUUGUUGAUGAUUAUAAUAGCUACCGUCUCUUCAAAGAGAGUCUGAUUUGUGCACCUCUGGAGGAUAAAUUGGAAGAAUUCUAUCUUGCACUCGGCUCUGCCAAUCUUAGUGAAAUUGUACAAGAAGAUCUCCGCGUUGGUGAGGCGGUUCCGUACCAAGGAGAUUCCGCCAAACUCCGGAAGCAUAUUCUCGAGAGAUCAAAACUCUUCCUGCAUGAAUCACCUCGAGAGAAUGUGAGGCGGGAUAGUCGAUGGCUGGAGAAGAAUUUGACAGUAUCAACUGUUAGCGGCAUACAAGUCAGGCGGUCUUUGAGAGGUCAUAAUUUAUCGAAUACAGAGAAGAGAACUGCUGCUUGUGUCCAAGGCCGACAUGAAGGGUUGAAACUCUUAGUUACUAAUGCAUACGAUACAUAUCAAAUCAGUCAGGCUAUGUGCAAGCACUUGCUAGCUCGCCCGCAGCAACAGUCUCACCUGACAUUUGAGUCCUUCCUUACUCUAUCCUUGAUGCAAUUACGUUCUCGUGGUUAUAAUGUGGAAAGAAUUCUUAGAGCCAAGGCAGCUGAAGCACGAAUCGCAGAAGAGGAACGCAAGCGACAGCUUGCCAUAGAGCAAGAACAGAUCAAAGAGCAAGAAAAUCAAUGGCAACAAGACCGUAAUCAACAGACAGCUGUGGCUUCGGUAGCUUCUCAGGAGGAAACCCGUCGUGACUCUCACGUUGCAAUGCCAGGGGCAUUUGGUUCUGAUUCUCCAUCACCACCCCAGGUCAAGAAAGAGAAAAAUCGUGGAUUGUUCGCAAAUCUUACACGUCGAUUGGGUCUCGAUAACAGUGAUGAUGAAUCACCAAGAUCCCCUACCACACGGACACCAUCAUCCGAAGAUGCGCCACCACCUUAUAGUGAGACUGCGGGGCAGAAGCCACAGACAGAAAGUGUCACCUCUAACGGAGCCAUCAAACAAAAUCUUCUUAAUGCCAUUCAAGCAUCUCGAGCCCACGACUCCUCUGAUCUAUUCUCGCCUCCCUCUGCAAAUCGAGUCAAGGAACAAGCCGAAUAUUGUGAUUCUGCUUCUGGCCAAAACCUCACAUACUUUGCCGAUACUUCCAAUGGCACACGCGUCUUCACAUCCAACGACAGGGUCAAUCCUAACGGCCCCAAGUUAACGGAUUUCUUAGCUGGCAAUGUCUCUUCCCUCAACGUCUUCGCAACUUUACUUCAUGAAGCCGCGGAUAUAUAUAACUUGCCCAGAAAAGCUAUCCAUAUCUUUUAUGAUGACCAUGGGAAUACGAUUGCUUUUAAUAGUAAUGGCAGUAUAUUUUGUAAUUUUAGAUUCUUUGAACAAUUACAUCGCAAGAAGCUGGAAUCGAAGGGUGGAGAGGAAAAGGUUGAAGCGGGAGCUUAUUGGUGGGUAGUGCUUGCGCAUGAGUUGGCACAUAAUUUAGUUAGUGCGCAUAAUUCGGAUCAUAGUUUCUAUACCGAACAACUUAUCGCGAACUACUUUCCAAAAAUGAUGGCGAGAGCAACCAAAUACACUGCAGUACCGCCAACACCAAGAGAGGCUACUGAACAACGAAGUUCGAGUUCUAAUUAA
Messenger RNA from Sclerotinia sclerotiorum 1980 UF-70, 5937 nucleotides. RefSeq lists its product as hypothetical. The coding region runs from base 1 to 5937 and encodes 1978 amino acids. The transcript is spliced from 7 exons. The record is from RefSeq and is a predicted model, not a curated record. NCBI's taxonomy places the organism in Eukaryota, Fungi, Ascomycota, Leotiomycetes, Helotiales, Sclerotiniaceae.